CGAAUGUGCUAGAAUUGCCCUGGCCGACAUGCAAAACACUGCUAGCAAACGAACGCUCACUGCCACUGAUCAGCGCUAUGGCUUGUGAACGAAGUUUUUUGUGGUACGCUAAAUUUUAAAGUUCGACUCUUUGAUAAACGAUAAAAUCAAGCACACCUUACUCAUGAGAGAUGAUCAUGUUCCGACACAGUUAUUGCGAUAGAAGAGAAGCAGGACGUCGCACGUGAAUAUCAUAUUCAUAAAUGGGGUCAUUUAUUGCCAAAUUAAUCAGUGUUCGAUCCUUAAAGAUCGCACUUGUUGUACAAUCCUUUAUCACGACAAUUGCCAUUUUAUACAUAAUGUAUACGACACAUGUAUACUUAAAUCAAAAUUCAAAACUGGAAAUUUCAUUCACGGAUAAACAAUGUCAGGGUUGUUGCUCCAUGCCUAAUUCAAGCAUCCACAGCAUCGUGAACGAAAAACGUAUUUCGGAAAAACUUCAUAAAUUCUCGCGUGCCAUACGAAAGUAUGAAAUUCCUGUGCAAGUGAUGAAUAUCCUACACGAUGCGGAACAUCUAAUUGAAAAGCUUGAAGCUGAUGUAAAACAAUACAAGGAUUCAAAAGAAAAUCGAUUGACAGCACUAAAAAAUAGUUUGUUGGAAGAAGAUGUGCUGCAAGACAAAGACCUCAUUCCGAAGGCAAAGCCAAAGUCGAAGCACUAGAAAUAAUAAAUACGUCGUGUGGAAAACAUGUUUAUAGCUAUCUUAAAGACUAAGCCCCCAAGACAUAUAAAAGUGGUUACUAGUUUUCAAAACUAAUCGAGACGUGGGAUGGUGAAAUUAUAUUUAGCAAAAUUCACAAGCCAAAUUUUCAAAGCAAUUCACGUGUGUCGUGACUCGUGACUGCGAGUUUCCUGUUUAUAAACCAUUAAGGUACUUUAAUUUUUAUUGAACUGCGUGCAUGAUGACAACACAAGUCACAGAGAAAACACUUCAACUAUUCCCUUUUAAAAAUAAUUUAACUGCUUUUUCCCGUAUGCCUGCUGAUUUUUCCUUCGUCAUGUAGUACCAUAUGCUGCAAUAGAUCAACGCUAACAAGCUUUUACUUUUAAGAAGUAUCUGACAGUUAAAAUAUUAUGAUUAUGAUUUAAAAAAUUAAACCUGACCUUUUGUAGAGCGUGUAUUAUAUUGAUAGUACAGGAGUACCACUUAUAUUAUAAAACAAAAUCAACAAGAAAUCGACACAAGGACCGUACAUCCAAAUAAUAUAAUUAGGCAAAAAACAAUCAUUAGACAAUUCAUGUACUUGUAUGUAAAUAUGUCAACUUCUUGUCGAAGCAAUUUCGAAUGUAUAAAAUACGAUACAAAAUAUAUGUUUACAUGCAAACACAAAAA
This is a messenger RNA of Xenia sp. Carnegie-2017, 1373 nucleotides long. RefSeq lists its product as uncharacterized. Bases 243 to 701 code for a protein of 152 amino acids. The record is from RefSeq and is a predicted model, not a curated record. The transcript is spliced from 3 exons. NCBI's taxonomy places the organism in Eukaryota, Metazoa, Cnidaria, Anthozoa, Malacalcyonacea, Xeniidae.